UGACCUCAUACGUCAGAGUGUUGCUAAAACAAGAUCUUCAAAAUGGACUACGGAAACCGAUUGUUUACACCCUUGAACUGCAUUCUAGAUGAAAUCAGGCAGUGAAUCGCAACGGAAGAAUAGCGACUGCUUCAACAGUGAGUGCUUGGCACUGUCACUCACUGUGACCUGUCACUGUGCUGUGUGCCAGUGAACUUGCUUGAGUGAACGAUACAGCAUUUAGUCAUGGCAUCCAAUCAGAGUUUAGACGAAAGUGUGGAUUUUGAUUUUUUUGAAACUCCUCGUAGUCCGGUGAAAGACUUAAAUGAUACUUUUGUCAAAGACAGUAAGCCCAAUGAAGGGUCAAGCAGUGUUAUUUCAAAACCCCCUGUGCAGCCCAAGAGUAUCACUUCAUUCUCUUCUCAUUCAGAUAGUAAAACUACAGCAAAGAAGGAAAAUGAUGUUUUGAGUGAAUCAAACUCUGAUUCAAGCUCUAGUGACUCAGAAAGUAUCAGUAGCGAGUCAGCUAGUAAAGACCUGGAUGAAUCAAGGAACAGUGUUUCUUCUAAAUCUUCAGUUAGUGUUUCCAGUAGAUCCACUACUUCCAGCCUAUCCUCUGAUAAAGAUAUUUCAGAAGUCAGCAAGAAAAAAGUUCAGAAUAGUAAAAAAGGAAAAAAAGAUUACUCAUCAUAUAGCUCCGAAUCAUUUGAUGAUUCGGAUCAGCCUUCUAAACUUACUGCCAAAACAGGAAAACAAAAUAAGUCAAAAUCUCGGAACUCAGACCAGGAUUCAAGCCAAAAUUCAGAAGAUGAAAAACACAAGAAAUCCUCACCCAAAUCUAAACCUGAUUAUGAUGAUGGGUAUAGUACAAGAGGCAGAACAACCAAGAAAGUUCAAAAAAGCAAAUCUCAGGCAUGGGAUGAAGAAAAGAAUGAGGCCAAAUGGCAUGCUGAAGAGAGACCUAAAACUGCAAAAGGUCGAGUCAGAAUACCCACAGACAAUAAGAUACCCAAUAAGUCAGAUUCAGAGACACUUUCAGACAGUGAUAUGACAGAUGUAUCACCUAUGGAGUCUCCUAGACAUGACAAAGACAGAAAAUCUGUUAAGCUCAGAGAAAAUGAGAUGAGGACUAAGGGUGAUGGAGAUGGUAGAUAUGGGAAACGACAAUUUGUACCCGUAACUGACAUAGAUUAUGACCCUGAUAGGCUUGGUAACCUUGACCUAAGUAUCCUUAUGAAAGCCGUAGGAGAGCUGGAGAAACAGCAGAGAUUAAAAACCAACACCCGUCGUGUCAUGUUUGCCCCCAUGUCUGUGAACAGAAGUGAGCGGGGCAAUUAUACCUUUGACGACAAUCAAACCAGAGAGAUUGAGAGGGAAAACAAUCGUUUGCUCAAGGAGAUUGUGCGUCAGGUCAACACCAGGGAGCAUUCCAGGUCAUGUGCUAGAACAAUCACUACUCAGAAACUGACCCCUUCUGCUGUGAAUAGGGAACGUGAUAUUAGAAGAAUAGAAAUGGAAAACUUGGCCAUUUUGAAGCGUUUGAAGAAAGUGAAGCCCACAAAGAGUAUCUCCAGAGAAAAUCAGCUUAGAGAGUAUGAGACUACAAUGCUGCAUGGCAUCCCCAUAGCCGCACUGCAUCCAAUAUCAAGACCUGGUAAACGGAGUGCUUAUGAUGACUCUGCUAGCUCCAUGACCAGUUUUACUAGUGGAGUUUCAUCAGUAAGAUCCCUUAGCUCUAGACUUAGCAGUCGUCCUGGCAGUGCUGUGAGACGACCAACAAGUGCCAAAAGAUAUGUCAAUGACAGACCCGACUGGUCAGACAGAUGGUAGAGUGGAUAGAGCCUGUGUGAUUUUUGUUCUAACAUAUAUCAAUCAUGUUGAUGGCUUUAAUCUUGUCUCCAACAUUAAUACAUUUUGUUUCAAAUGGCACAGAUUCAACUUUUUAUUUAUUUUAGUAUCAAUGAAACGUGCAGUUUAAUUUAAAACAUUCCACCCAGAGCCCAAUUUAUCAUUCUGUUUUAAUUUAGUUUUAACAUCAUAUUGAUAGUCUACAAAUGUAGGUUACUUUUGUAUUCAAUUGAAAACAAAAUAUCCACAUAAUGAGUGCUUGGGGUUUACUAAGAACUCAAUGAAAAACUAAGACCAUAUAACAGAACUAUUGGAAGAAAGAGAAAUGUUAUAAUAAGAAAUUGUUGUUAGAAUGAAAAGUUAUACCUCUUAAUAUUUAACUUAUUUUUCUGUGGUGUUAUAAGUGCAAAAUAUUGACACCAUUUCAUGUUAUUAUCAGUCCACACCAUUGAUCUCAUCUUUGCUUGCACAUUCUCAUUCCUAGUUGGUACAUCUAUUUCAUUUUUAUUAUUAAAGCAUCUCAAAGUCUUCAUCUGGAUAUUUAUUAUUUGUUCUCAUUAAUCCGUCCUGACAAGUUUUUAUGUUUGAAUAUUAUUUUGUUUAAACUAUUGUUCUGCAUCUGGUUAAAAAAGAUUGAAUUUUUUUUUUAAAUCUUGAAAUAUUUGAUCUGCAAAUUGUGUUUUAUCUGUCUGUAUAACACUUUCUUUAAAUGUAUAGUACUGUUGUUUUUCUAUAGGUCUAUAUUCAGUUAAUAAUUUUGUAAAUUUGGUUCAGGGGAUCCUAAAUUUGUCUGUUAUUUACUAUUUUAGAAGUGCUGAUGGCUAUUUUUGUGACUUUUAAUUGCACUUUAAUACAUGUCUCAUGAUUUUCUAUUAAUAAAAUCUACAUUUUCAUCUGAAACUGAAUAUGUCAAUAAUUAAGUUUUUAUGUUUCUGUACGCUUCAAGCAGUUUGAUUUUUUUUUUUUUAUUUGUUGAAUGUAACAAUUAUAAUACAUUUCUCUUGGAAAUAAAAAAUAAUUU
Messenger RNA from Biomphalaria glabrata, 2848 nucleotides. Its product is annotated as cilia- and flagella-associated protein 97-like. NCBI's taxonomy places the organism in Eukaryota, Metazoa, Mollusca, Gastropoda, Planorbidae. The transcript is spliced from 5 exons. Gene Ontology annotation, biological process: spermatogenesis. Bases 226 to 1809 code for a protein of 527 amino acids. The record is from RefSeq and is a predicted model, not a curated record.